Molecule: messenger RNA, 974 nt
Organism: Tupaia belangeri chinensis (Chinese tree shrew)
Lineage: Eukaryota; Metazoa; Chordata; Mammalia; Scandentia; Tupaiidae
Product: dnaJ homolog subfamily B member 6
Exons: 2
Coding region: 185-850 (221 amino acids)
Molecular function (GO): Hsp70 protein binding
Source: RefSeq, a predicted model, not a curated record
UGGGGCUGGGGGGUGGGGAGGAUCUGUCCACCAAAGAAGAGACUUUGUCUAAGAACCAUGUAUUAAGAUUCAAAGGGUCUUGGUGUAAACUUGAGUAGUUUAUCAUCAUCCUUUCCAAAGUUAUAUGGAAAUUCUUCAGAACAUAAACUCUGCGUCUCGGCAGAGAAAGGCUCUUUAAAGAAACAUGGUAAAUUACUACAAAGUACUAGGGGUGCCUCAAAAUGCUUCCCCCUCUGAUAUUAAGAAGGCUUAUCACCAGUUGGCUCUUCAAGUACACCCAGACAAGAACCCAGAGAACAAGGAGGCAGCUGAGGAGAAAUUCAAACAAGUAGCACAGGCCUAUGAGGUCUUGUCUGAUGCCAAAAAACGCAAUGACUAUGACAAGUCCAGAGGAAACUGCAUCAAAAUGGAAAACAGAGGAAAUUGCAGAGACCAAAACCAUUUGGAGGAGGAACUGUGCUUUGAGAGGCCACACCGUGUUUUCCAGAAUGACUUUGAAGAUGAAUACGUCUCAGGAGAUUAUUUUUCUACCGGCCGUGUGGGUAGGGCCAGGAGAUUCCAUUCCUCCUUAUUUGAUGUGACCCCUAUAUUGGACACAGGAUUUUCCACUUUUGUAUCCUUGGGCUUCAAAUCAAGUCCCUCUGUCUCUAAGACAUUUGUACCCUUUGUAAGCAGUGGAAUGAGAAACUUCAGACUGGUCACCACUUGUAGCCAGGUAGUGAAUGGCAAGAGAGUUGUUACAAAGAAAGUGCUAGAAAAUGUGAGGGGAAAAAUUGAAGUGGAAAAGGAAAGACCAUUUCAUCUGAUUCCUCCACCUCAUUGGAAAUUGAUGGAAAAUCACUGCUAUUGAUGACAAGGAAUGAUGUGCUGACAGGACUUCAGUUAAAAUUGGGGCCUGCUCUGAAAAUCUAUGAGUAUCACGUAAAACCUCUGCAGACAAAGCAUUUGAAGAACAACUCUUCAUAGUACAGUCA